CCCCCUCCUCCCGGCGUGUUAUGACUCCUCUCUAACAGGAGACACACGGCGCUCCCCAGCCGCCGAUCCGAGGCUGUGCCCGGCCGCGUUCAUUCACAGGCCCCUCGGACCGAACCCGGCGCCUGCGGCUCUCCUUCACCCCACCCCGCGACAUGCAGGCAGUCUUGUUGCCCUCUGACAGCGAAGGCGACGACACGGGCGCCCGAGCGCUGCUGGCUCUCAAAUCGGCCCCUUGCAGCCCGAGCCGGCUAAGCGGUCAGCUCAAGGCCGGCGUCGUGCGCUGGGAACUGGGCCUUGACCCGCAGGCCCCGCCCGACGCCGCUAUCGCCAAACUCGAGGGCCGUGAUUUCGAGUAUCUGAUGCGGCAGCAGUCGGUGACGAUCGGCCGCAACUCCAGCCAGGGUCCCGUGGAUGUGAACAUGGGCCACUCGAGCUUCAUCUCCCGCCGCCACCUGCAGAUCACUUUCCAGGAGCCGCACUUCUACCUGAAGUGUCUCGGCAAGAACGGUGUCUUCGUGGACGGCGCCUUCCAGAGGAGAGGGGCGCCGCCGCUGCUGCUGCCCCGACAGUGUAUGUUUCGUUUCCCCAGCACUGUGAUAAAGAUUACAUUUACAUCGCUUUAUAACAAACAAGAGGUCAAAGAAGAACAGCCAGCAUCUCCACCGUCCCCACUCUGCCCACAGAUCUCACCACUCAAGAUUAACAUUCCUGAUCCAAACAUAGACUUGGUCAGUCCUAUCCCAUCACCCACUGGUACAAUCAGUGUUCCCAAUUCCUGUCCUGUGAGCCCACGUGGUGCCGGCUCCUCUGGAUACCGUUUUGGACGCAACAUCACAAGAGACCUCCAGUUAGCUGCAGCGUUUGCUGAAAAAGCAGCAUCGGAGCAGCAGGCAGAAACAUCUGGUGGUGAUAGCCCUAAGGAUGAUUCAAAACCCCCCUAUUCCUAUGCACAGCUGAUUGUGCAGGCCAUAUCAUCUGCUCAAGAUAAGCAAUUAACACUAAGUGGCAUCUAUGCACAUAUCACAAAGCAUUACCCUUACUACAGGACAGCUGACAAAGGAUGGCAGAAUUCAAUCCGCCACAACCUCUCUUUAAAUCGGUAUUUUAUCAAAGUGCCACGGUCGCAGGAAGAACCCGGAAAAGGGUCAUUCUGGAGAAUUGACCCAUCAUCAGAAACAAAACUAGUGGAGCAGGCAUUCCGAAAACGCAGGCAGCGAGGAGUGUCUUGUUUUAGGACACCUUUUGGACCCAUCUCCUCCAGGAGUGCCCCUGCAUCUCCUAGCCACCCAGGUCUUCUCUCUCCUCACUCAAGUGGGUUGCAGACACCUGAAUGCUUGUCUCGUGAAGGAUCCCCUGUCUCGCAUGACCAUGAUUUCACAAGCUCCAAGCUGGCAUCAGUGCCAGAGGUUCGUUACUCUCAAAGUGCACCAGGUUCCCCAGUUAGUGGUCAGCCCGUUAUAAUGGCAGUUCCCCCCCAACCACCUGGUGUUGUAACAAAAUCUGUGGCCUAUAUGCCUGCCUCCCUAAUAACUUCCCAACAGUCUUCUGGACAUGCCAUUCAUGUUCUUCAGCAAGCUCCUACUGUAACCAUGGUGAGAGUGGUAACAACAUCAGCUAACUCCUCAAAUGGCUAUAUCCUAACCAAUCAGAGCCAUAUUGGAAGUGGGCAGAUUAUACAAGAUGGUUCCAAUGACCAGAAAGGAGUCCUUGAUGACAAAUCCCUUAUGACUUUUACUAAUGUACCUACUGGCAGUCGAGUGAUUCAGACAGUUAGCAGUCAGAUGUCACAACAUGUACCUGGACAGAUGGUUACCAUCUUGCAACAAGCACCAGCGACUUCCAUGGGGCAGCACCAACUUCCAGUGAAGACAGUAACUCAGAAUGGCAAACAUGCUGUUCCUGUGACAAGCCUUCAAGGAAAUACUUACACCAUUACUAAUCCACUACAAAUCCUGGCUGCACAGGCUACAUCUUCAUCGCCUGUAGUUGUGAGCAAGCAACUUGUCACAGAACUGCAACAUUCAGCUUCAUCCGUAGGCGAGCCUGAGGCGAAGCGACCUAAGAUGGAAGAGUCAGCUGGAUCAGGCUCUGGUCUUGCUGUGAUCACAUCAACUCCACAGAUGCAGGGUACUAGUGAAUAAAGCAAACCAGAAUCAAGGAAACAAGUUACAAUGGCGAGGAUGUUCUAGGGCGUUCCACAGGGAAAAAAAACAGAAUUCCAAGGUGCCAAACUCAUGGGAGAGAGGGAAAAAUAAUGAGCCUGCCUUGAACUGAAGCUCGCAUUUUAAAUGAGGAAGCAAGAUAGCUGAUUGUAAGAUUGAGGGUGGCUGAGAUGGAGAAUGCAGCCAUUUCCAUAAUUCUGGCUUUGUUGUUAUUUUACAGGCCUUAAUUUGAAAGAAAAUGUUCUGCAGGAUUGGUGGGAGGGAAGCAUAUAACGAGUUCCUCAAUACAGCAGUGGGAUAUUGCCAAGCAUGUAACUUGGUGAUAUGGAAAUAGGACUUUGUACAUGUGCUGACUUACGUAAAUAAUUACUACAAACCUUUUAUGAGUAUUGCUGAAUUGCCAUUUACUUGUGCACAUGGUCUAUCCAAAAAAAAAUUAAAUUGUUUGAAGUCUAACAUUGCUGCCCCAGGUUAUCGUGGAGACAUUUUAUGCUCUCACCUGGCGCCACAAAGUUCAGCUAGUUUGUUCUGCUUGCAUUGCACUUUGCAAAACUGCAUCCUCAGUGUGGCUCACUUGGUGAAGACCACAUCCAUUCUAACCAAGAAACAUGGUUGUUUGGGCAUAUAGAAUGCAGUGGUUCUGUAAGACUGAAAUUUAUUUUUAAAUGGGAUAACUCCCACUACUGUUAAAGCCUACAUUUUUGGGAGGCAGGGUAUUAGGUGAUCCUGGUUCCCUGCACUUUUUGUCAUUAACACAAAGAUAAUAAUCUUGUCUUGGUGAUGUCAAACCACAUUGUUUCCCCACACUGAAAUUAUCUUAAGUGCUUGCUUGCACCAAACUCUGAAAUAGAAACAUUUGCUUCUAAAUCACUUUCUCAAACUUAGCAAUGGUGUUUUAAGAUAUUUUCAAACUAUGUAGUAGCCCACUAAUGACUAGCAAAGCAUAAUCUUAAUUGUUGAAGUAAUUUAGUCGUAAAAUCAGUGCUGUAAUUGGGAUCAGUGAGAAAAGGCCUUUCGUCAGCCAUUGACUUUUGAAUAAUUUAUCAAUGAAGCUAGCAACAUCUGCUGAAAAAUGACAAGAUAUCUAGGAGUGAUUAAGUAUUUUUGUAAAAGUAACAACAAAUUAUAGCAAAUACAAUCAAGCUAUUUAUUUUGUUCAAUUAAUUCUGGACUUAAUCCCUGUAUCAAAUCUAAUGAACCACCUGUAAUUGAUCCAGAUUCUUUAUGGAGUUGGCCUCUCAACAUGCACCAUUGUGUGUAAAAACAAAAAAAAAUUAAAUAUUCUGUUCUGUAAAAAAAAGCAUAUGCAAAUAGCUUAAGACUUGAAAUUGGUGCAACAAAUUUGUUUGGACCUAAUUGAUCACAGUAUAGUCUGCAUUUGGAAAACAUUAUUUGUGUACUAUGUCAGAACCAUUAAUAGUGUUGCCUAGCUCAUCAAUUAACCUAAGUUAGUGAAUUGUAUUUUCCCACCAAAUUUCUUUUAUACUCUUUUCUAAAUGUUGCAUUUCAAAAAAAAAUCAAUUUUGUUUUUACUUACUUUAUACAUCACAGCCAGUAUGUAUUUUGUGCUGCUGCUUGACCAGAUCUGGGGCAAAUUUGCAAGUUAAUAGUAAUGUUGCCUGGAAAAGGAUAACAAAUUUAAAUAUAUACACAAAGAGAAAAUAAUCUGCCAGAGACUUGUCUAGUAACAAGGCUUAAAUAGUAUUCAUGUUUUGGGCAGACUGGAGUAACAUUGAGAGUCGUGAAGAUUUGUACCCUACCAUCCCUCUGUUAAACUGCAUAAGCAAAGGCAUGAAGCUGCAUUUUAUAGAAAUUAAGUUUUAUAAAAAUUUUAUAAACUAGUCUUUUGUCAAUUUUGAAGUAUAAUCUAAAACCAAAGUAACUUGGUUUUCAUCUUCUUCAUUUCUUCUUCUUAGGCAGUCAAUUUGGGAUCAAGGUUGACUUGCUUCCACUCUGGUUUGUGGGCUCUGAGGUGGCUAAUGAGGCCAAUGAGGGAACCACAGAUUCUUCCACAGAUAGGGCAGAAUGUGCUUAUGGGACAGGGAGGUAGGUAGCUUGUGAGGUGGUAUGCACCUUCUGAUCUUUUGCAGAGCUUUUGUGUGCAUCCAGUCCAUGGCUUAGGGUUCUCAGUACCAUCUUAACUGACUCUCCACUGAGUGAUCAUCAGCUAGGGAUUUCUUGGAACCAGUGGGGAUAUUGCAUUUCUUCAAAAAGGCUUUUUCAUUGUCCAUUUGAUAAUCAUUUCCCAUCUGCUCCAUUAAUAAAGAGCAUGCAAACAUAUCAACAAAGUUGAUACCAGCAGACAUACUCAAAAAAAUAAAAUAAUUGACUUUUUGGCCAGAAGCUUGUAUAAUGAGAAAAAAAGUGGUUUAGGCAAAGAGUGGCAUUGCAGGGCCUCUGUGGUGAUGCAAUAUUUUAUCAAAGCAAUAUGAUGGAUGCAGUGGAAAUCUGUUAUGCAAGGUGUAAUACCUCACUUCAGAAAUGUCAUUUAAGAAUUGAGAACCUCUUGUGUGUUUUACAGGUGUACAUAGAGGUUUGCCUUGCAUUAAAGUGCUAUACUUGUUUUAAUAGUUUUCCACUGUACAUGUAAUCUGAUGAACUUGAAAUAAAUGCCAGGCUUUUUUGCAAGGAUUUAUCCUCUUUAAAUCUGAAAGCUAUUCAUCCCACAGAAGAACAGUUGGAGAUGUGAACAAAGGAAUGAAAUUUGUAUUCUUCCAAACCUUUUUUUUCCAUUUUGUGCAUCCCUGGUGUUUUUAUUACCUUACUAGACAGGUUAUAACAAGCAUCUGUUAUGCUCUUGUUGCAUUUCCACACCCACUCUUCCAACCCUUUCAAUUCUGGAAUUUCCAUCUAAAUCUUCUGGUCCUAACUUGCUUAAGUAAUAGUGUGAAGAUAAUUCAGAACAUUGAACUGAAAAGUUAUGAUUAGAGAACAGUGGGAUUUAAAUUUCAAUAUUCAUUGUUAUUUUUAUAUCUAGGAUUCCUCGAACUUCAGAAUACAAAAUCAAAAUUGUUAAAUGGGAUAAUUAUUGGUCUAUUUUUAUUUAAAAACCAUUAUGUUAUAUAGCACUGCAGAUUAAAUUUUAAACAUUGAUAUGGAUAAUUAAAAUUAUCAUAUGUGAUUAAAUUAAUAUGCAAUGGAAUUUAAUAAUACAAGAUGAUGGAAACAAAUGCUUUGUCUGCUUAAAAAGGUGCAAAUCAAAAGUGGUUAAGUGAAAUAUUUUUUUCCUGAGUGUCUAUUUUUGUUUAUUCACAAGAACUCUCUGCAGUCCCCAUACGAUACUCAUCAUAAAAGAGCUCUGAUCUUGAUCUUGUAGCCCUGUCUUUGCCAUUAAUUGUGCCCCCAUCUUGAGGUGCAGCAUUUUAUACAUCAAUCAUUGUUAUUCCGACUCAACGUCAUAUUUUUCUUGCAGUCAACUAAUUUACAGUGUUUACAUUCCAAAUUAAGUUUGGCGCAGCUGUGAAAAACUAUGAAGGAAAAGUGGCCAAAGAAAGUCAGGUUGAGCAUUGUUCACAUCUUCUGUGGUAAGGACAAAGACUGGCUCCAACUAGAUUUGAUGAAAUUGCAUUUAUUUUCUUUUCGCUACACAAUAUACUGCUUUUAUUUUCCAAAGCCCCACUCCUGGUUGUAAUGUGAAGGUGGUUUCAUAUUUUUGAUCUUAGAAUAACCAAUGGUCUGAGCACAUCAGCACUAUUAUUGUAGUGCCAUAUAACCAUUGUCAGUAGUUUUUCCCCACAUUGAAUGAAGUUCAGUUCAAACAGGUCCAAAAUUUAUUUUUUAAGUGCAAUCUAAAACAUAAGCACAUGUAACUGAAGCAAGAUUUAUUUGGAAAUAAUGUUAAGUCAUAACUUUACAUCAUUAAUAUUUAAAUGUAAUAAAGAUGUCUAAUAACCUUGCUGCAAAGGUAAGUCCCAAAAUUCUUGAACUGCAAAUACAUCUCAAAGGGUGGAGGGUAGAGAAGACAAAAGCAUGACAUUUUCAGGAUCUUUGCUUGUUGAAAAUGAUUUUUAAACUGUAUUCCAUAUUAUAAUAUGAAUUAUAAAAUCUAGGUUUGGCACUUAUUAUUUGUUUGAGAACAUUUGAAUGGAAUAGUUUGAAGGUAAAAUGUAGGUCUUUAGUAUUUGUAGCAGUUAAUUUAAUGUGGGAUGAUCCCUAUACAUAUUUUUGGGUGAACUGGGAAAGAAAAAGGUCAGUAUAAUGUUUCCCUACCUUUUAUGAAGGGACAGUACCCUAUUACAAUUAUUCAUCAAUUGGUUAUAUUUUACAUUUAAACAGAUUACCUAAAAGAAUCCAUAGAAUCAAGAUGUACACACUGUAAGGGAAAUAGAAUUUAAUCCAGAGAGAGAUGUUGAUGUUUUUGAUUCAGAAUGAUAGGAACAGUUCUAAUUUUAAAUUCUUGCAACCGUCUGACAGUUGCUAUUCUUCCAGGAAGGUCAUUUGUCUUUGCUACUAAAACCUUUAGAUAAUGCCAGAGCCCAGCCAUGUACCAGUUCCUCGUUACUCUUGUGGUGAUAGAGCUACUGUCUUGUCCUUAAGUAUUUGUUGAGGUAUGGCAGUGUAGAGUUCCUGUGUUAAAACUCCUUGGCUUUCGGUCAGAAUUUGGUACAUUGGAUGUACACCUUGUCUUAUUAGGUAUGCUCCUAACAAGUGGAGGUGAUGAGUGGUGAGGCCUAACCCUCUGAAGAUGACAGGAGGAAGGAAUAGUUGGAGUAUAAUUUUUCUAAAUUUAUUAUUAUUGAAUGUUAGAUAUUAAUACAAGAAGAUUAUUUAUCCCUCUAUUACUGCACUGUACUUCCACAACCUGGGGUUUCUGAUAUUUCUGGCUGUGGGAGGGGAGUGCUGUAGAUAUCUCAAUAUUCAGUUAAAGGCUUAGACUUUGUGGCUCUGUAAACUUCGGUGGAGCCAGUUCCAGAGAUUAUUGACAAGGAUGUCAUCUCUUCUCUGUCCCCGGUGGAUUUUCAUGGUCAUUAUGUCAAAAUGACCUUGAAAUCUAAUAAUUGAUUUGAUUUUUAAAUAGUUGCAAAAUCCUGACAAGUAUCAUUUCAAUAUUAACUGAUUUCCUCCAUAUACUUUUUAAUGAAGUUUAAAAUAACUGACUUUUUUUGGGAAGUUGUGUUACAUUAGCAAAUAGUACACAUUCCAGAAGACUGUGUGUGUGUGUGUGUGUGUGAUAGAUAUGUUAGAAAUGUGCCUUUUUUUUCUUUUGAUAAAGCUUUUAUAACUAAACAUUGCAACUCAUGCAGUGGUGUCACUGUGCUUAAAUUAGUAAAGAUAAAAAUUUGACAGUAGAGAAACAUUUGUGAACAUAUCACUGCCUAGAGAAAUGUGUAGUUUAUCCUAGGGCAAAAUUGUAAACUUUGAAUAAUCUGUUUGCCAUUGGUCUUUUGUGCUUUUUCUCAUCAAGCACUGACUCAAUUUUGCAAGGGCAUUGUGUAAUACUGCAUUUUCAUACUGAUUGUUGGUAUUAGCUUUUUUCCUAGUAUCUGAUGGGAUAAUAUGACCCAAUGCAUAAGUGAAAGAUAACUGUUUUGCAGUCAAGUACUUUGGACAAUGCAUCAUGCCUCUGUUCAUUCAUGAUUACUAGUACUGUGUCCACUAUCCAUAUAUCACCAGCAAGCCCGAUAAGCAGAAGGCUUCCCUCUACUUGAUGGUGAACAAUUUCAUUACCAUGGUAUGAAAUAUCUCAGGAAUACCUUAUAAUGUUGAGAAAAAGCAAAGGGAGUAAUGAGUAAGUUAUUGAAAUCUGCCUUUUUAAAAAACUGCAUAAGUUCUCAAAUUUCAAUAAAAUUUCAUGCUGAAAUUAGAAAGAUAUAGUAAAACUCCUGAUCUGGCACGUUUGGACUAGCAGAAUUUCUAGAUUAUUGAAUGUUACUCCUAAUAAUAUCCAAACACAUAUGUAUCACAUUUUUAACAUAGUACACAGUAUUAUAUUAAAUUUUCUGGUGAGUUUAAAGGGAGCUGGAAAGAUACUAGCACUUCGGACCCCAGUUCUAGUCAUAAAGCUACCCAAGUUCCUGACUGCUAGUGUUUGAGAUCCUUACCCUGGUCAUCCUACAGAUCCUGGGCUCUGGCCAUUCAUACUGCUUGCAUUUUGGACCCCUGGUUAAUGACUAAUGAGUGAGCCAGAUGCUGGACUAUCAGUAUUUCUGAACAAAUGGAUGCCCAAUUAUCUGAGUUUGUAUCAAGGUGAUCUUCUUCAGUAGGAGAGAGAAAUUUUUUUUUUAGAGGAGAUAUCUGGAAAUGAGGACACGAGAGCCGUAUUAAUAGGUGUACUGGGUGUUUCCACAAGCUUGGUUCUUUGAAUUUUGUAGGAAAAUAACUCUUCAAGUUAGUUUGGAUAGCAAACAAGAUAUUGGAAAUUCAGACAGCAGCUGCAUUUAGGAGCUGCGGAAAGAGCACUUUUUUGUCAACCUCCAUGUUCAAACCUGAUCAACGUAAUUUCUUUUUUGUAGGAGUAUCCUCUUGACAAUUUUGACUUUUUAAAAGAAAAAGCUUUAUGACAAUAUAUAUGCCAAUGGAAAUGUGUAUUAACAAUGUGUAUUAAACGUUUUUACUCAUUUUAACAGUUGGAUAAGAGAUUCCCUAAAAUUUUGAACACCAAGAGAUAAUGUCCAGUAGAGCAGAAUAUUUGGCUUCUUGUCUGAAAGGCAAUUAAAUUGGCAAUUUUAUCAAGCCUUUCAAUGAAAUGAGCAACAGUCUCAACCUAUACUAUUUGGUUUAUUAUCAGUAUAUGAGACUUAAAAUGGAAAUAAAGUCAGAGUAUUUGAAGUUUUUCUACAUAUUGUAGUUUUAUUUUUAAAACAAUAUUGUAGUUUUAAAAUUUGGUAGGAAUUUAGCAACAAUCAAAGGUGCAUUUGUACAAAAGAACCUGUGCACAUUCUUUGAUAUCAUGUAACAUAAUUCUAGGAUCAUUGUUGUUUAAUUGUAGCACAUAAAGGACAUAAAUUUUUCAAAAAUACUGGGUAACAAGAUUGCCAUCCAAAGGAGUCCUGAAGCAGCCUACACCAAAUCGGUUAAAAGUUACCUGCUGGACAGUAAUUAUUAAAUGGUCAUUUAAAUAUAGGUUUAUUAAAUAUGUUGUAAUCUAAACUGUUUUGCUCACUGUGUGGGUCACCUUGGAGCAUUUAAUAUUGUGCCAUAAUAUGUGGAACUAUAGAUAAAAGAUUUCUUUGAAGAACCUUUCAUAGUAUUUUUCUAAAUAAAAUCCAAAAUUAAAGUAUUUUCAUUUCACUUUUGAAGGACAAUAAUAUGAAAAUAAAUGUUCCACUUUUUUUGUUCGUGUAAAAUGGAAGAGUAACUGCAAAAUACUCACUUUCCAUGACUGUCAUAAUUAUUAUUCUCACAAUAGACAUUUUUCAAUAGACAUUUUUCCACAAAUAUUAAAAGCAGAAACCUGUUUUUAAAAAAACUUUUAGGAAAUGUCACUGACUUUCCAUUGAGGCUAAACCUGUUAAGUCUGUUUUUACAUGGCACUAGGGACAUGGAAUAAUUUUUUUUCCCCCAAGCAUUGCUGCAAAAUCCAGUUGCAUAACUGGAUUAUGUUUGAAUAAGGCAGGGUAGAAAACUAUGAAAAUAGCUUCCAGCCUUUUUGAUUUCUCAUGAUUCUGCUGCUUGUUGUAUUUACAGCUGCUUUUAGUGUACAUUUCUGAUAAGCUGAUUGGAUUUUUAAAACAAUAUAAACAAGUUAUGAACAGUGCAGAAAUACUGAGUUCUUUAUAUGUGUGUGAGAGUAAGCAUUGUGAGUACAAUUGCAAUCUGAGGACACAAUGUCACUCAAGUCUGUGUUUGCAAAUUAUUUAACUGGUGACAUACCUGGGUGGGUUAGUUUUAAGAUCAGUCACCUGAAUAAAGUACUCAAGUGAAAUUUAUUGUCACUGUCUAUACAAUUUGUGAUGGAAUGUAAAGAAAUUUAUUAUUUACAAUUUCAGGAGAGAUUCAACUUGCAUUCAUUUUGGUUUUUUUUAAACUGACUGCUGCUUUGGAGGAUCCUUUAAUAAGUUGCCGCACGACAUUGUAGUAGAAAUUGUAAAUGUUAUGUACCAAUGAAAAAGAAUAUGAUCUAAGAUGUGGAUAUACUAUGUAAAAGUAUUUGAAUUUUUUGACAUAGGACAAGAUAUUUCUCUCUCCACCCUACCCCCCCACAAACACCUGCCUCCCCACCCCACUGCCACCCAUACUGAUUUGUAUUAAAGUUUUAACAAUUUUGUGAAUGAA
Molecule: messenger RNA, 10376 nt
Organism: Pristis pectinata (smalltooth sawfish)
Lineage: Eukaryota; Metazoa; Chordata; Chondrichthyes; Rhinopristiformes; Pristidae
Gene: foxk1
Product: forkhead box K1
Biological process (GO): regulation of transcription by RNA polymerase II
Molecular function (GO): DNA-binding transcription factor activity, RNA polymerase II-specific; RNA polymerase II cis-regulatory region sequence-specific DNA binding; protein binding
Source: RefSeq, a predicted model, not a curated record